Molecule: messenger RNA, 327 nt
Organism: Fraxinus pennsylvanica
Lineage: Eukaryota; Viridiplantae; Streptophyta; Magnoliopsida; Lamiales; Oleaceae
Source: the annotation of a GenBank genome assembly
AUGCUCCCUCACAAUCUUGGCUUCUCGGGCCGUCUUCCGGUUCUCGACUGCAAUGACAAGCCCAGAGAAGCUCGAAAAGUAUCAGAUGGGGAGACGUGUUGGGGACUAAAUCAAUGUGGUAAAAGGGGAGCUGAUUGUCUGAUUGAAGAAUUGGAUAGCGCAUUUAUUAAGAAAGUAAAGGAGAAUGAAGUAGAUCGUGAAUCAUACCAUAAGGAUGAUACUCACUUCGAAGGGAUUAUGGGUCGUCUGAUGGUCGAUGGAGUUUGGAAAAAAGUUAGGGAGGAAGAGCUGCUUGCUAUUGCAUCAACUAUAAGAUUAUUAGUUUAG